Messenger RNA from Raphanus sativus (radish), 837 nucleotides. RefSeq lists its product as uncharacterized. The transcript is spliced from 2 exons. Lineage: Eukaryota; Viridiplantae; Streptophyta; Magnoliopsida; Brassicales; Brassicaceae. Bases 411 to 590 code for a protein of 59 amino acids. The record is from RefSeq and is a predicted model, not a curated record.
CUUUUAACUUGAAAAAAGGAAACAAAGAAACCCCACAAAAGCCUCCCAUAUGCCAAAAAUGCAUCAUUGCCUAAACCCACAAGCAUUCACCAUCAACACUAAUUACACUCUUUUGCUUUCUUUCUUUCUCAUAUCUUUCUUCUUAUUACAAUCUCUCUUCAUUCUCAUCUUAAAACCCUAAUCAAACAAACGAAACUCACACAAGUUUAUUUGUCCUUUUGAUCAUAGUUAAAAGGGCUCUUUGUUUAGUUUGUGCUCAAGUCUCAAUCUGAAACGGAUCAUUGAUUUGGACCACCUGGCGACUUUAACAAGAGAAAAGUGUUCGGCUCUGGUCCGGUCUUGUUACGUACCGUCAAAGACUACUUGUUCUUCUGGCGACAUUAUUAGUAAACAGAACACGAAAGUGGAAGAUGGUCUUGGCUUCCGAGGAGGAGGAGAAGGAGGAAGAAGACGGUUGCCAAAAAACCAGCCGUCAAAGAGACACGGAGGAGGAAGAAGCUGCACCGCCGUAUCCAGCGAGCCUUGCCAUCUCAAAAGCAACCUCAAGGUCAAAACGGAGGUUGAGAAAGGGUUGGAACAGAGGAAAGUAAGCUGGCCUGAUGCUCAUGGCAAAGAUAUUGCUCAUGUUCAAGAGUUUGAGCUCAGCGCAUCUGAGGACGGAGAGCAUGCAGGAAAGUCUAAAAGAAAAUAUUGUGGUGUCUGUAUAAUCCAAUGAAUAUUAUUAUUAUCCUUUUGAGUUUUGCUUCUUUUUUUUUUCUGUUAUUACUAGACUAUUAGUACUGUGUCUGAAAUGAGUUGAAUCUAUUAGAGCUUGUCGAAAAUUCACCAUUGAGAACA